UACAUACAACUUCUCUUCUCCUUUUCCAUUUUCCUUCAUACUACACCUUUCAAAAAAUUUGGUUCUUGAAAAAAAAAAUGAUGGCAAGGGCAAUAAUUGUUGGCUUCCUUUUAUUAAUCUACUGCAUCAAUAAUAUUUCUGCUUCAGUAAUAAGGAACAUAUCAACUGACAAAUCAGCUCUGUUAGCCUUCAAAGCACAAAUAACCAACGAUCCUAAUGAAAUUCUGUCCAAAAACUGGACACAACAAGGCACUACAGUUUGCAGUUGGAUUGGUGUUUCUCGUAGCACAAAGCAUCAAAGAGUUGUUGCACUAAACCUCAAGAGCCUAAGACUAGGAGGGUCUGUUCCUAAAGAAAUAGGGAAUCUCUCCUUCCUUAGUUUCUUAGAAAUUGGCAACAACACUUUUAUAGGUGAAAUCCCCAAUGAAGUUGGGUUUCUGAAGAAGCUCAAGUACUUGUCUUUGCAAAUGAAUAAUCUCACUGGUCAAAUCCCACAAAGCCUUGGAUUUCUCCCAAGGCUUGAGCUCCUUGAUCUUUCUGAAAAUGAUCUAUUUGGAAAUGUUCCACUGUCCAUUUUCAAUGUUUCAUCUUUAAAGCUCAUUGAUUUGGGUUUCAAUGAUCUAACUGGUACUUUGCCAAAUGACAUGUGCAGUAAUCUCCCACUGUUGCAAAGUUUAUUUAUGGCACAUAAUCACUUAGUGGGUGAACUUCCAAGUGGUUUGGAUAAAUGCACUCAACUUAAAUAUCUGUCUUUGUCUUAUAACAGAUUCACAGGAAAUUUACCAAGAGACAUGUGGAACAUGUCAAAGCUUGAAGAUAUGUUUCUUGGAUGGAAUAACUUGUCAGUUGCAGAAUAUGGAUCGAAAGGAUUAGUGUCAACCAUGGGAGAUGUUUACAGCUGUGGUAUCUUGUUAAUGGAGACCUUUACAAGAAAGAAACCCACGGACGAUCUCUUCGUUGAAGAACUCACCUUGAAGAGAUGGGUGUUUGAAGCAUUCCCUGAUAAUGUGGUAGAUAUUGUAGAUGCUAAUCUGUUUUCAAGAGAAGAUGAGCAGUUUUCUUCCAAAGAGACUUGCUUUAAGUUGCUAAUGGAAUUAGCCUUACAUUGCACAGCUGAAUUGCCUCAAGAUCGAAUCAGCAUGAAACAUGUCCUACUCAACAAGAUACAAACUCAGUUUUUGCAAAGUGCAACAACAACCCAAAAUGGAAAUUAGUUUAAGUUUAUAUAAUACUUACUUCGAUUGCCUGUUUAUUAUGUAAAGUAACCUCAUCUUUCAUUCAGUACGUUAUACUACUAUUCUCAUUCAUGACCAUCAUUGCAUGGAAGAAG
This is a messenger RNA of Nicotiana tabacum (common tobacco), 1330 nucleotides long. RefSeq lists its product as uncharacterized. Gene Ontology annotation, molecular function: protein binding. The record is from RefSeq and is a predicted model, not a curated record. NCBI's taxonomy places the organism in Eukaryota, Viridiplantae, Streptophyta, Magnoliopsida, Solanales, Solanaceae.